AGUACGAGCUGGUGUGUGCACAAUGGCCUUACACUUGUAAUAUACGUCAGGAAAUCCAUAUCAACGUACUUUCGAUUUCACUCUAGAAUUCAACGGAUUGUAACGAUAUACAUAUUCGAUCGAGCAAGUUACACGAGUUUGAAGAAGUACAGGUUGCGUUUAGCAAGAUGUGGAAACUUUCAGUGGAUAUGAAAGCCGCACCAAGAGAAUCAAGGAUGCAGAACAAUGCAGGCGAUAUUGGUGUCAGAAGAGCGUCGAACAAAAAGCGUUAUCAAAACCUUCAAUCAAUCAUGCAGAUUCCAGAGCAUUUCAGAGAAUUGUCUAUUCGGAUGUUUGACGCACUUGACGACAGUGGAGCUGGGAAGGAAACUGUAUUGGAGCGGAGGAGAACUUACUUGCGGAGGGAGCAAAUUGAGAAAAUACAACUUCAACUACAAGGAAAUAACUUUGAGUGUUUUCAUUUCGGGAGCCAGUCGGAAGGGACCACAACUCCCGGUCUCCAGUCUGAUAUUGAUUUUCUAGUAAGUCACCACGAUGUAAAUAUCAUGACAGUCUGGGAAGACUGGAAGGCUGGGAUUCUGAACCUUCUGAUGCUCCACGACAACACCACUCCACCUCAACAGUACUUGCUACAAGUCAUCGCUGGAAACACACCGGAACCAGCGACCAGUCUGACCCAUGACAUGUACGUAAGGAAAGAUUCUGGGCAAAUACUGUUCAGCGCUGAAAGAUGGAAAAAUAACAUCGCGUAUGAGGUUAGAGAUCUAGGGGAGGCAACUAAAAAUGGGCCUUCUGUGAGUUGGAUGCCUAACUGGGAUAUUGUAAAUGCAUUUCAUGUACGCAAACCUCUUCCUGAAAUACAGCACUGGAUAGACAGAUGUAGAGGUAAACACUGGCCACCUGUUCAGCUUCUCGAGGCUGCACGGAUAGCUCCGUGUUUCCUGGUACCAGCAGGACAUCCAGACAGUGAUUACAAGCGCGAAGAAUGGCGACUGUCUCCAAACCUCAUAGAACGAAUGUUGACAUUUAGCUUCAAUAUGACUCAAAUAAAAUGUUACAUUGUUUUAAAACUUAUCAAAAAAUCAUUAUUUGCUUACAUUGUGGGGGAUGCUAUUACAAGCUUUCAUUGUAAAACUAUAAUGUUUUUCACCAUGGAAAGAACACAUCCUUCUCUGUGGUGCGAACACAACCUUAUGUUUGUACUUUUGCUCUGUUUACACUUAUUAAGGCGAUGGCUGCGAUUGGGAAGGCUUCCGCAUUAUAUCAUAGAAGGUGUGAACUUGUUCGAUGGAAAACUCUCAAAGUUGCUGCAGAAACGCCUUUUAGUGUAUAUAGACUCGCUGAUAAGGAAUAACUUACAAGAUGUUUUUUGUAUUGGUAUAGAUAAUAUAGGACGUCGGUUACAAGCAUGUAGUAUGCGGCAUACUGUACAGGCUGGAGAACUAAGAGGUGUAUUAUUACAUAACAGCAUCAGACUACUGCUGAAGUUUGAUGGUCAUCUUCAAGCGGCAGUUCGAGUGUUGGAGGAUGUGGAGAGGAGGUAUCACAGCAAGGUCAAGGCUGUGUGUGCAUUCAGAGGUAGAAAAGGAGACCGACAUCUCCAGGUGUUUGCUGAUAUGUUAUCAGGAAACAAAGAAGAGGGAUUCAUUGAAUUACAAUUCGCAUUCUGUGUCAGAUUUGUAAGGCAAGAAUCGUAUUGCACUCCUGCCAUAUUAUUGUUUGAAAUGAAUCGCAAUAACACCGAAGAGGAAGUGGCACAGAGAACUUACCUUGAAAAACUAUGGAUGGGCGGUGCUGAGGUGGAUGCCCGUCCGUUUCUAUUCUAUAUGCAGUACAUCACGUAUGGGGGACUCUGUGAACGUGACAAACAGCUUCAUGCUAUGGGAGUCCUCGAGGCUGAUAUAGAUACAUGUGUAAGAAAUCAACUCAACCUGUAUCACCCAGAGACAGCACUGAACUUGCUGGGGCAUUGUUACGAAAUGGAAGGAGACUAUGCAGGAUCGUUACAUUACUACGAGUGGUCGUUGCGUUGUCUUCGUACAAACAACGCCGCUAACUGGCACGUCCUGCGUAUUAUGCGUCUCAUAAGUGGUUAA
Messenger RNA from Dreissena polymorpha, 2096 nucleotides. RefSeq lists its product as uncharacterized. The record is from RefSeq and is a predicted model, not a curated record. NCBI's taxonomy places the organism in Eukaryota, Metazoa, Mollusca, Bivalvia, Myida, Dreissenidae. The transcript is spliced from 5 exons. The coding region runs from base 168 to 2096 and encodes 642 amino acids.